UCCACCAAUAAAAUCCUUUUCCCAAUUUUGACUUUUUAAAAACUUUGACAAAAAACAGAUAUUCUCAAAAACAUUCUCACAUCUCUCCCAUCACCCAACCACGCGCCGCCUGUACCAUCUCACGCGCCGCUGUACGAUUUUCCAAAAUCCUCCAUCAAUCUCCUCCUCCUCCUUCUCUUCUUCUCCCUUUCCUCCUCAAUUUCCCAAUCCCCCUCUUCUCCAUCUCCAUCAAGAUCUCACAAGAUCCAAAUAAAAUUUAUAGGGUUUCAAAAACUUUCGAUAAAAAAGCUCUAAUCUUUAUGAAUUAGAACUCAUCGUCAUCAUGGGAGGUGUAACAUCAUCGAUCGCUGCUAAAUUCGCUUUCUUUCCACCAACGCCACCGUCGUAUGAAGUUGUAGCCGACGAAAGCUGCGGCGGACGUUUAUACAUACCGGAGAUACCUCGUCGCGAUGAUGUUGAUAUAUUGAAGCUUCGUACACGUUUCGGCAACGAGAUCGUAGCUGUUUAUGUGAAACAUUCGAAAGCUAAAAGCACGGUUUUGUAUUCUCAUGGUAACGCUGCUGAUGUGGGACAAAUGUUUGAGCUUUUCGUUGAGCUUAGCAAUCGCCUUCGCGUCAAUCUUAUGGGGUAUGAUUACUCUGGUUAUGGUCAGUCUACUGGACAGGCAAGAGAGUGUAAUACAUAUGCUGAUAUAGAAGCAUGUUAUAAAUGCCUUAAGGAAAAGUAUGGUGUACAAGACGAUCAACUGAUAUUAUUUGGUCAAUCUGUUGGUAGUGGACCUACGGUUGAUCUAGCUUCGCGCACACCUGACUUGAGAGGCGUGGUGUUACAGUGCCCGAUUCUGUCUGGGAUGAGGGUCUUGUAUCCGGUGAAAUGUACAUAUUGGUUUGAUAUUUACAAGAAUAUUGAUAAGAUCGGCUCAGUUACCUGUCCUGCUCUAGUAAUUCAUGGAACUGCAGACGAAGUAGUUGAUUGGUCUCAUGGAAAACGGCUCUGGGAACUCAGCAAAGAAAAGUAUGAACCUUUGUGGAUAAGUGGAGGUGGACACUGUGAUCUUGAAAUCUAUCCAGAUUUCAUUAGACAUCUGAAGAAAUUUGUUGCAUCACUUGGCAACAAACAAGCAGAGCAAGCUACCAUAGGUUGAGAUUACUUAUAUGUUUGAAAAUGGGUUUACUUUCGAGGGGUUUCUAGACACAGUCUAGACAGUUGGCUGGAGAAGUUCGAUGAAUAGUAAGAUAAUCCAAAAUGAGAGUGUUGAUAGGUUUAGAUGUUAAAAGAUAAAAAAAAGGUCUAGUCUGGUGACAAUCUGGAAUGUAACAGCAUAUUUCAUUUCGUGAAUAAAUGUAUAUUACUGCUUUCAUGCUUUAAUAGGUUCCAAGGAAGUUUUUCAUU
Molecule: messenger RNA, 1392 nt
Organism: Camelina sativa (false flax)
Lineage: Eukaryota; Viridiplantae; Streptophyta; Magnoliopsida; Brassicales; Brassicaceae
Source: RefSeq, a predicted model, not a curated record